AUGUCAGGUUCUGUGAACGAAGAUCAAGAACAGAGGAAAGAUACUACCAUGGAAGACCCAAAGGCAAUGACAAUUGAGUUUCUUCGGGCAAGAUUGUUAUCUGAGAGAUCUGUCUCAAAAUCAGCAAGACAGAGAGCUGAUGAACUGGCCGAGAGGGUUGAAGAACUUGAAGAGCAGCUGAAGUUUGUGUCUCUGCAAAGAAAGAAAGCUGAGAUAGCAACUGCAGAUGUUCUUGCAAUUUUAGAGGAUCAUGGGAUAAGUGAUGUAUCUGAGGGAUUUGAUUCAAACUCUGACCAGGAAGAAACUCUCUGUGAAUCUAAUUCUCAUAACGAUAUGGCAAUGGGAAAUGAAGCUUCCACCAACAUAAAAAUAAGAAGAAAUGAUAAGGAGGCAUAUUCUAGUUCUGAAAUUGAAUCCUCUCCUUCGAUUGGUAGGAGCCUGUCCUGGAAAAGUGGUAAAGAUUUACAGUAUCCUCUCGAAAGGAAGAAAUACAUGGAUUUAGCCAGGAGACGUGAUAGUUUUGCAUCAACUGGUUCUUCAACAAGGCGGGUUGGUAAAUCAUGCCGCAUGAUAAGGCACAGGGAGACUGGAUCAGCAAUAGAGGAGUCCCGGAAUGAUGUCCACGUGAAAGCAACCUACUGCUCUGAAAUUGAACCUGAUACAUCAAGAAAAAGCCCUGAACAUGAUAAAGAGAAGAACCUACUGAAAAAUCCACCAGCAGUGUUGGAAAAUCAGAAGCAAGAAACUAAUGGCCAUUAUUUUGGUGGAUAUAGGGGAGAUAACGACAUGGAAAGAGCAUUACAACAUCAAGCCCAACUCAUUGGGCAAUAUGAAGAAGAAGAGAAGGCCCAAAGAGAAUGGGAGGAGAAGUUCAGAGAGAAUAGCAGUUACACACUGGAUUUGUGUGACCCGGGGAACCAUUCAGAUGUGACUGAAGAGCAUAAUGAGUUUAGAACACCUGAACCGCCAUACACUGCAGGAGCAACAAGUUCAGGUACCCACCAUUCAGAUGUGACUGAAGAGCAAGAUGAGAUUAAAGCACCUGAACCACCUUAUACUGCUGGAGCAACAAGUUCAGGUAACCAAGAAAUGAAAUCAGAGCAGGUGGAGGCUUACGUCUAUCAAGAAUCUCAAACGUCCAAGAGUUUGCCAUCUAUUACAGAUGCCAACAAGGGUAACUUACCGGAUCGAAGAUGCAGUGGCAUGAUUUCUUUUGAUUCUUCAGCACCAGAAUUUUCACAUCCCAUGUCUAUGGGGAGCAGUGAUCAACAGUUUUCAGGAAACCAUCAUGAUGCACCUUUGCAUAGUUCUCAUCAAUGUUUGCCCAGCUGUAAUUCAAGUUACUCUUCAGCAAAGAUCCCUUUAUCUCAUGCAGGAAACAGUAUGCCGAUGUAUGUUUCUUCAGGAAGUCCUUUGUGCCAUGAUCUUGCAGUUAUGCCUCAACAAACUUUUACUGAUUUGGGUUCUGUCCUUGAGAAGCUUCAGCAAGCUAAAUUGUCAUUGAAACAAAAUCUCAAUAGCUCACCGCUGGUACCCGGAGGCACGCCUGGCAAUAUUGGCAAAUCAUCUAAUCCUGAAACAAACACUUUGGACAAGUUCAAAAUUCCUGUUGCUUAUCCCGGUCUUUUUAGGUUGCCAACUGAUAACGAGUUCGAAGCGAUUAACAGAAGCAACCGUCCAGGCAUUGGUACAGAGUUUGGUUUCCCACAGAUUUCUCCAGAAAGUGCUGGUGAAAGAUUUUCUUCAAAUCCUUUUGUCGAGUCUAGAAGUGCUUUCGUUGCUAACCAGUUUCUCAAUGUUCCCCCGAGCUCUUUUACUGAAAUCAGGCCAAGAGUUUCUACGCAGGGGUCUCUGUCUCAGCCUAGAUUGGGUGGUGCAGGUCCGCCCUCUUUUGAUGGAUUGAACUAUCGUAAUCCUCGCAUGGGUAUGGUUCUUCCUUCUUCAAGCAAUGAUUUUUAUCCUUUCCUUCCAGACUUUACUCUGAGAUUACCUUCGAGUGAAGGAAUUUCAAGAACCUUUCCAAGAUCAGAAUUAGGGGUACACCCAGUCAAUCGCUUCUUUUCAUAA
Molecule: messenger RNA, 2067 nt
Organism: Fraxinus pennsylvanica
Lineage: Eukaryota; Viridiplantae; Streptophyta; Magnoliopsida; Lamiales; Oleaceae
Source: the annotation of a GenBank genome assembly